Messenger RNA from Ruditapes philippinarum (Manila clam), 1537 nucleotides. RefSeq names its product E3 ubiquitin-protein ligase TRIM71-like. The record is from RefSeq and is a predicted model, not a curated record. NCBI's taxonomy places the organism in Eukaryota, Metazoa, Mollusca, Bivalvia, Venerida, Veneridae. Bases 1 to 1374 code for a protein of 457 amino acids. Gene Ontology annotation, molecular function: zinc ion binding. The transcript is spliced from 4 exons.
AUGGGGCGUCGGAAAGGAAUGCCGCAACGAGCAUUAAAGUUACAGGAAAGACCUAAGGAACCUAUAGUGUUUGUAGGACGAACAACUUCACCAAGAAAGCAACUUGAAACUGUUGUAAAUAAUGUGAAAGUCCGGAUAGUUUCUCCUUCAGAUAAAAGAAUAGUUACACAGCGGAAAACCAUGUCAAAACCACAGCGAGAAAACAACAACAACAACAGUCAGACGAGCAAGCCAAAUUCCCAAACCGGAAAGCAGACAGCAAGAAAUAAUGAAGCGAAAAAGGAGCUGAAAUGCGGAAUAUGUUCAGAUAAAUUUCAUGACCCGAAACUUCUAUCGUGCCUUCAUUCAUUCUGUAGUAACUGUUUACGGAGUAUCCCCACAGGUGACAAUGCGAAGUCAAAACCGAAGAUUCAACAGAAGCAAUAUUGUGAUCAACACGAACAAGAAGAACUGCGUUUUUAUUGCAUUCCAUGUGCAAAGAUCAUUUGCCGCGACUGUAAAACACUCUCCCAUACCGUUCACCAAACUAUGGAAAUUAACGAAGUCGCCGAAUCACGGAAGCGUGAAAUCGGGAAAGCUGUUAGACAUACGAAGGAGUAUUUACCACGCAUCGCAGCACAUACCAAAACUUUGAACACAAUGGUGAAAAGUUUGGGAGGCAAUACUCAAGAAACUACCAAAGACAUAAAAGCUCAAGCUAAGAAGUUUCAUGAGGAAAUUGAUAGAAUGGCUGCGGAAAUGAUAUCAGAAAUCAAACAGAAGAACAAAGAGAUGGAAAAUACACUGCAGCGUAAUAUAAAGGCUAGUGAAGUAGUCUACGCUUCUAUGGAAUCUAUAAUACUGGCAGCUGAAUCAUUUAUGACCGUUGGCAGCGAUCAUGACAUCAUUGAAAACUCCGUCAACAUCAAAAAUCGGGUAGAAAAUUUGCCAAAAGAAAUUCCUGGAGAAUCCGUUGAGUUUAUUGAAUUUAAAUUCCGGCCAGGACCGAUACCAUCGACGGAUCUUUGGAGUUGCUUUGGAAACUGGACGUCCGAUGUGGCGGCUAAUGUAGCGAUAUCAAUUCCUCGACAAAUAGGUCCAGCUAUGGCACUGAUUGUCCGUGAGUUGAGCUCUUUCGCUGUUCUCGGAGGGAAAGCUAUUAUAUCAAUUGCACCCGCUAAGGAAGGUAAUGCCUGGAUAUGCAAUAGUCUAUCUGAACACAUUUUCCUGUAUACAAAAAGCGGACAAUGCCGAUCACAGGGAAAUUUUAUAAAACUUCUACUGACAGAGAAGGAUGGUUUAGGAGAACCAUGGUCCGUAGCUGUUGACAGUGAAGGCUUCCUGUGGGUUGGGGACACAGAAGGGAUUGUCAAGGUGUAUAAAUACAUGUCGUAGAUCAGAACUCCUGCAAAACAGUUGUUGUCCGUUUAUAAUUAAAUACACGUGGAGAGUUGAUAUCUACAAAAAAAAUAUUGAAAAUAAAUAAAUUAAACAAUUUCUUUACGAACACAAUUUUACUGUAAUUAUGUACUUUAACGUAUUAUUUUUUAUUACAUGU